Molecule: messenger RNA, 2839 nt
Organism: Selaginella moellendorffii
Lineage: Eukaryota; Viridiplantae; Streptophyta; Lycopodiopsida; Selaginellales; Selaginellaceae
Product: eukaryotic translation initiation factor 3 subunit C
Exons: 3
Coding region: 84-2774 (896 amino acids)
Biological process (GO): translational initiation
Cellular component (GO): eukaryotic translation initiation factor 3 complex
Molecular function (GO): translation initiation factor activity; RNA binding; translation initiation factor binding
Source: RefSeq, a predicted model, not a curated record
GGUUCUUUUCAAAGUUAGGGUUCUAGCAGCGGCUCGGCUAGGGCGAAUUGGCGAUCGAAUUGGCGACCGAAUUGGCGCUCGGGAUGUCGAAAUUCUGGGACCAGGGAGUUGAUAGCGACUCGGAGGACGAUGUGAAAUCGAGCGAGGAUGCCGAUGACUUCAAGGAUAUCGUCACGCCCGGCGAGGCGGGGAACAAGUAUCUCAACAAAACGAGCGAUAGCGAGGGGUCGGAGGAUGAGAAGCGCGUCGUCCGCUCGGCCAAGGUCAAGAGGUUCGACGAGAUGUCGGCAACCAUCGACCAGAUCCGCAAUCACAUGAAGAUCAACGACUGGGUGAGCCUCCAGGAGAGCUUCGACAAGAUCAACAAGCAGCUGGAGAAGGUUUUGCGCGUCACUGAGACGGCGGCUCCUCCUCGCAUCUACAUCAAGGCGCUGGUCAUCCUCGAGGAUUUCCUGAGCCAGACACUGGGCAACAAGGAGCUGAAGAAGAAGAUGAACAGCAGCAAUUCCAAGGCUUUCAACUACAUGAAGCAAAAGCUCAAGAAGAACAACAAGAUCUACGAGGCCGAGAUCGAGCAGUUCCGCAAGAACCCAGAGUCCGAGGCCGAGGACGAGGAUGACGAGGGCGACAUGAGCAGCGAGGAGUCGGAGCCGGACUUUAUCGAGGAGGUUCAAGACGUUGCUCCGGUGUCUGAGUCGGAUAACGAGGAUGGGUGGCAGAAGUCGGGCAAGGGGCCGAGCUAUAUCAUCAAGAAGGACCCGAGCGAGAUAACUUGGGACAUGGUGGAUAAGAAGCUCAAGGAGGUGAUUGCUGCUCGAGGGAGGAAGGGAACCGAUCGAGUGGAACAGGUUGAGCAGCUCACUUAUCUCGUUACCAUUGCAAAGACCCCGGCGCAGAAGCUAGAGAUCCUCCUCCACGUUGUCUCGGCUCACUUUGACGUGACGACGAGCUUGAACACGCAUCUUCCGGUGAACGUGUGGAAGAAGUGUGCGCAUAGCAUGAUGGCCAUUCUGGACAUACUAGCGCAGCAUCCCAACAUUGUCAUGAGCGAGAAUGCUGAGCCCGAGUCGGAGAACGAGACGCAAAAGGGAGACGACUAUCCCGGCCAGAUUCGCGUCUGGGGGAACAUCGUUGGGUUCGUGGAGCGGCUGGAUGACGAGCUCUUUAAGAGCUUGCAAGUGAUCGAUCCGCACACCAAGGACUAUGUCGACCGCAUGAAGGACGAGCCAGCCUUCUUGGUGGUGGCACAGAGUGUUCAGGAGUACGUGGAGCGCAUUGGAGAUACGAGAGCCGCCGCUCGGGUGGCACUUCGCAGGCUGGAACACGUCUACUACAAGCCUCAGGAGGUUUACGAGGCCAUGAGAAAGCUCGGGGAGAGCCAGAAGACGGCGGAGGCUGGUGCGGAAGACAGCACGCUGGUUCUGGGAACCCCCGAUCUUCCGGACCUCAGCCGGACUAUGAUGGACGAGCUCAUAACUCUGAUCUACAAGUUUGGAGACGAGCGCACAAAAGCCAGGGCCAUGCUAUGCGACAUCUAUCACUACGCCAUCUUCGACGACUUCUACACUGCGAGGGACCUCCUGCUGUCGAGCCGACUGCAAGAUGGGAUCAUGAACAUGGACAUCCUGAGCCAGAUCCUGUUCAACAGAGCUAUGGCGCAGCUGGGACUGUGUGCCUUCCGGACCGGUCUCAUCACUGAAACGCAUGCGUGCCUGUCGGAGUUCUAUGCCGGCGGACGGGUGAAAGAGCUCCUUGCACAAGGAGUUCAGCAGAGUCGGUUUUACGACAAGACUCCAGAACAGGAAAAACUCGAACGCCGCCGCCAAAUGCCGUUUCACAUGCAUAUCAACCUGGAGCUGCUGGAGGCGGUCCACCUUAUCUGUGCAAUGCUGUUGGAGGUUCCCAACAUGGCCGCCAACGCGCACGACGUGAAGAAGAAAGUUUACAGCAAGACGUUCCGCCGUCUCCUGGACAUCUACGAGAAGCAGGCCUUCAUCGGGCCCCCAGAGAACAUCCGUGACAACAUCAUGGCGGCGAGCCGGGCUCUGAUGAAGGGCGACUGGGAGAAGGCGGUGGCGAUCGUCCAGGGCCUGGAUAUCUGGAAGCUGCUCCGGAAGCGAGAGUUCGCCAUGGACAUGCUCAAGAGCAAGAUCCAGGAGGAGGCGCUGCGGACUUAUCUCUUCACGUACGCAUCGUCCUACGACUCGCUGAGCCUGGACCAGCUCAUGGCGAUGUUUGAUCUCCCGGAGGGGCUCGUUCACAGCAUCGCCAGCCGGCUCAUGGCAGCGGAGGAGUUCCACGGCAGCUGGGAUCAGCCGACUCGCUGCAUCGUCCCACACAACGUGGAGCCGACGAGGCUCCAGGCUCUGGCAAUUCAGUUCGUGGACAAGCUCUCGACGCUGGUGGAGAUGAACGAAUUCGCUGACAAUGCUCGCACCGGUGGUGGCGGCACGGACUUCUUUAGCAGGCACAAGGAUACGCAGGACUACGUUGGAGCGGUGGCGGGGAAGAGGGAGCGUGGCGGCGAGCGUGGUGGCGGUGGUGGCGGAGGCUAUGGCAGGGAUAAGAACCAGCGUGGCGGCGGUGGUGGUGGUGGCGGUGGUGGUGGUGGAACUGGAGGAUCUUACGCCGCUGGCUAUCAGAGUACCAGGUACCAAGAUGCUUAUAGUAGCGUUGGAAGAACUCCAUACCAGAGUGGGCCUAGCGGAAGGGGCGGACAGUCGGAUGGUGGUGGUAGAAUGGUGAAUUUGCUUCGUGUUGGUGGAAGGUUUUAAAACAUUUUCACUCUUUUUGGCUGUUUUGCAUUUAAUCGAAGUUCAGACAAACUUCGACCGUUGGA